Messenger RNA from Gasterosteus aculeatus aculeatus (three-spined stickleback), 3670 nucleotides. RefSeq names its product 3',5'-cyclic-AMP phosphodiesterase 7B. Gene Ontology annotation, biological process: signal transduction. Gene Ontology annotation, molecular function: 3',5'-cyclic-nucleotide phosphodiesterase activity. The record is from RefSeq and is a predicted model, not a curated record. NCBI's taxonomy places the organism in Eukaryota, Metazoa, Chordata, Actinopteri, Perciformes, Gasterosteidae.
GGAGAGAGAAUGCGGCAGAGGGAGGACGCAGACUCCGGGAGAGAGAGGAGACAGAGACGGACUCGCACUUCUUUUGUUCUAGUCUUUUCCCCGCUUCCGUCUCUUGUCUUCGCUGUGUCUUUUUAUUAAAUUUUAUUUGUUUUCUAUCACUCCGCUCCCACGGUGUCCCCGCCCCGUCCCGCUGCCCCCCUGCAGCCUUCCCUCUCCUGUCCUACAUCCUGACUUCUUGUCUCCUGCGCUGUCCCUUCACAGUGCAUGUCCCCCUUCGCGAGUUUCCAACCCCACCGGCCGCGUUUUACUUCGGCGGUCAUUCCAUCGCACACCCGCUUGUCACACAUCUGCCCCACAUCUGUCUUGUGGAGAGACGAUGCCGGUGCCGGAGGGGCUCCGGGGUCCGGACGAGCCUCCUCACCCGGGCCUCUGGGGUCCCCUGAGGACGCCUCCUAUCGGCUGCGGGGGCCUGUCGCUGGCUCUGGAGCUUCCGGCUCUCGUACGGCAGCUGCGGGCGGCGUGGAGGGCUCGCAGGGGAGGCCCCCGGGGGCCCGGAGGAAGUCACACCGGCACUUGGGGGGAAUCCGACAAGGAGGAGGUGGAGGAGGUGAGGCGCGACGUGGAGGACAGGAUCGCUCACGUGGAAGCCGGGGGCCGACGGACCAGCGGUCACGCCGACGCCUCGCCGGUCGAGAGACGAGGCUCCUACCCGCUGAUUGACGUCCGGAUCCUCAAAAGCAAAACCAGUGGCCAGCAGGGAGAGGUCGAGUCCGGCAGGAGGCAGAUGAGGCGUCAGCUGAGCUUCCAGAGGUACUGCCACGCCUCCAGGCUGCUCAGGGGUCUGGUGCCCCGCGCCCCCCCGUCCCUGCAUCUACUGGACGACGAUUACCUGGGACAAGCUGCAUACAUGCUAUCAAAAGUGGACACGUGGAACUUUGACAUCUUCCUCUUCGAUCGUCUUACAAAUGGUAACAGCCUGGUGACCCUGAUGUGCCAUCUCUUCAAUGUGUCCGGUCUUGUCCACCACUUCCAGCUGGACAUGGUCAAGCUGCACAGGUUCCUUGGCAUGGUGCAGGAGGACUACCACUCCCAGAAUCCCUAUCACAACGCUGUUCAUGCUGCUGAUGUCACUCAAGCCAUGUACUGCUACCUGCAAGAGCCCAAGCUGUCGGAGCAGUUGAGUCCACUGGACGUGUUUCUGGGUCUGAUGGCGGCAGCGGCCCACGACGUGGACCAUCCCGGAGUCAACCAGCCCUUCCUCAUCAAGACCAGACACCACCUGGCCUCCCUCUACCAGAACACGUCCGUGCUGGAGAGCCACCACUGGAGAUCCACAGUGGGAAUGCUGCGGGAGUCGGGCCUGCUGUCCCACCUGCCCGCUGACACGUCGCAGAACAUAGAACAGCAGCUGGGCUCUCUCAUCCUGGCUACAGACAUCAGCAGGCAGAACGAGUUCCUGUCGACCUUCAGGGAACAUCUGGAGAGCCGGGACCUGGACCUUCAGCUCGCCUCGCACAGGCACUUUAUACUGCAGAUUGCUCUGAAGUGUGCAGACGUUUGUAAUCCAUGUCGGUUUUGGGAGCUGAGCAAACAGUGGAGUGAGAGAGUGUGUGAGGAAUUCUACAGGCAGGGUGACCUGGAGAGAAAGUUCGACAUGGAGAUCAGUCCUCUGUGUAACCAGCAGGCUGACUCUGUCCCAGCUAUUCAGAUAGGGUUCAUCUCCUACAUCGUGGCGCCUCUGUUCGAGGAGUGGCACCGCUUCACCGAGCCCAGCCCGCUCAGCCACACCAUGAUGGGUCACCUGCACCGGAACCAGGCCCGCUGGAGCCGCCUGCUGCGCGCAGACACGCAAACGCAGCCACGCGCCACGGAGCCCCGGCCCGGAGGAGAGGGGGAAGACAUCCGUUAAUCUUCGUCUUCUGGUUUUCUGAGGCGUUUUUUCAUCUUCCCUAAUGAUAAACGGAGGAGAGGAGUUUCACCUCCAGCGUGUUUUCCUCUCACUGCUGGUUGUUCACAGGCUCUGAAAGUCCGGAUGGGAGUCCGGCUUCAAUUGGUGAGGAAACCGCUCCCUCCGCUUGAGUGGACGUCAGCCCUGCACUGGGGGGAGGAGAUGGCGAGAGCCUGAGGUUUGGGCAGUGGGUAGACUUCCCAGUGAAGUCGUUGCGCUUUACCCGAGAAAUGCAGGAAUCGAUGUUGACGUCUAAUGACAGACGGAGAUCGAUGACGUAUUAAGGCCUUUGCACUGCGUUGCAAGAGUGAUAAGGACGCAAUGAUUUACAAGUCAGCUGAACUGGGCUAGAAAAGAUGAUUUAAAAACACUUAAAAGAAAAGGUAAUACAGCUACUAUACCAUGAUGUUCCAUCCUUCAGACAAUACGUACUUUAUUAAGCUCACCUUUUCUCUUUUUGUACAGCUGCCACUGACACCUGUUUUCACUGAACUAAGUCAGGGUACUGUACACCAUACAAAGUAUUGUGUUUCUUUCUGUGUAAACUGUGAGACUGACGAUACGAGUCUCUGAGCGGCUCGUUGUCGACUGUCAGCUGAAGGUUUUUGGACCCAAACGGGAACCGGAGCCAUUUUCCAAAGCGUCCGUGUGCCGUUAUUGACGUUGUGACCUUUGUAGCACAUUUUCUUCUCUGUGAACCUGACUUUACACAAUACAAGCCUUAACAGCAACUUGGUCUGUCUGUGAAACCACAUUUGUAUCAGUGAUUUACUGAUUUUCUGGACACGCUUUCCUACACUUACAGCUGUUUCUUUCUCUUGCUUCAGCCACCAGCAUAUUGACAUCCUCUCUCUGUAGCCACUUACUUCCUGUUCCUUCAGGCUCCGAUUGUCUGUUGAGCGUUUCCAAGAGGUCCAGGUCCUGUUCUCAUUGACUUUCUUUUAUAUUAUGUUUAUUUCUUUGUUUUUACAUCUUCCACGGGGACUGUGUGCACUGUGUCCUUAUGUCGAGGUCAAUUAGUAGUUAUAUCUUUAAUAUUUGAUUCAAAAUACGCUUCAGUGGGUCAAUUGACAUUCAUUUGAUGUACAUACUAUAGAAUGAAUCCUAAAAUAUAUUACCUGAGUGUUGAAACUGAACUAAAGCAGAGGAAUUCUUUUUGAGUGUUUAUUUAAUUACGUAAUAACAUUUUUGUCUCACAAAAUCAGGGAAUCUACUGUGAUUUAAAAAAAGAAUACUACAGUACAUCAGCUUGUGUGAUAAGAUUGGCCACAAAGAGAAAUAUACCAAUAUGUUUGUAAACUAUAAAGCUCAAUUAUACCUGUGCAUCGAAGUAUUCAUAUUAUUUGUAGUAAUAUGAUAGUAAUAGUAUUCAAAAAUAACCAGUGUUCAGUCAACUAAUCCUGUCAUGCAGUUCUAUCCUAUAAUAUAAUCUUCCUAUUUACUUAUUGUGGGGUCAGUUGCCUGAUGAUUUCAAACUUUUCGUCCCGGUGCCAAAUACUCAACAAUCCUUUUCUUUUUCAGCCGUUGUGGUUUGAGUGCAUCUACUUUUACUCUUGGGUUCUCCCCAUUUACCUUUGCAUUGGAUGUGUACAGAUAGGCACAGUAAAUCUUAGCCACAAAGUUGACCUAUAACUAUUUUAUAAUUAUCACAUGUUUGCCAGCUGACUUUUUGACAUUACAAUUCUGUUCUGACGACAAACCUCCGAGCAAUAAAACAAAUGUUUUCUCUUC